Molecule: messenger RNA, 1916 nt
Organism: Cucurbita maxima (winter squash)
Lineage: Eukaryota; Viridiplantae; Streptophyta; Magnoliopsida; Cucurbitales; Cucurbitaceae
Product: double-stranded RNA-binding protein 2-like
Exons: 3
Coding region: 312-1541 (409 amino acids)
Molecular function (GO): double-stranded RNA binding
Source: RefSeq, a predicted model, not a curated record
UUCCCUUUCUCUCUCACAAACCAGCCUCGGGGUUCUCUCUCUCUCUCGCUCUCUGAAAGUGAGAGAAAAAAAAACCCCCUAAAAAGCUUUUGAUCUCGCCGGAUUUUCGUCUCUGUCAACAACGACGGUGAGAAUCUUCUUCUUUAGUUUAGAUUUUUCUGCUAGAUUACGGUGGAUCAGAUCUUGGUUAGGGUUUUUGGUUUCUGUGAAAAGCCCUAACGGAGGGAGGAGGAGGAGGAGGAGGAGGAGGUUAAUUUGUGAAGUGAGUGGAAGGAGGAGUGAAGCGGUGCUGAGACUGAAUCGGAGCGGAAAUGUACAAGAACCAGCUUCAAGAGCUGGCACAGAGGAGUUGCUUUAAUCUUCCCUCGUAUACCUGCAUUAGGGAAGGACCAGACCAUGCGCCGAGGUUUAAAGCUACUGUUAACUUCAAUGGCGAGGUCUUUGAAUGCCCUCAGUACUGCUCUACUCUCCGUCAGGCCGAGCACUCCGCGGCUGAGGUUGCCUUGAACGCUCUCUCUAACCGUGGUCCUCCUCAUUCACUUGCGGCUAGGAUACUGGAUGAAACAGGGGUUUACAAGAACCUCCUGCAGGAAAUUGCGCAAAGAGUUGGAGCCCCAUUGCCACAAUAUACAACGUUCAGAUCAGGCCUUGGUCACCUACCUGUUUUUACAGGGAUAGUAGAAUUGGCUGGAAUAACAUUUACUGGAGAACCGGCCAAGAACAAGAAACAGGCAGAGAAGAAUGCUGCAAUGGCAGCUUGGUCAGCUUUAAAACAAUUGGCUAAACAAUCAGCAAGCUCGUCAUCAGAACCAGAAAACAAUGAUGAGCUGGAGCAGAUCACGAUAGCUCGAGCCUUAUUGAAUUAUCGCCAAAAGGAAAAAAUGGCCAUGUCAAAUCCAAAUGCAACAAUACCAUUCCCCAAAAAACUUCAUAUUCAAAGUCCAAGGCCAACUAGUCCCCAACGUCCCCCUGCACCAACAUCAAAAAUUCUUCCCUUAAUUUGCCAAAAGGCAGCUCCUCGAAGCAGAGCGCCAUUUUCUGCAAAUAAAAUACUCAUUCCACAAUCCCCAACUUCUGCAGUAGAAGGCUCUGGAACCUGCCCCCAGAAGUUUAGUGCCGGAGCUGCUCUUUCUUAUAUUCCUGUUCAGCAGUUUAGGGCAUCUUGCCGUGGUAUUGCCCCACCAGUGACAAUUAGAACAGCAAUGCCUGUGUAUUCAGCCCCGCCUCUACCGCAACCAUCGAAGCUACCUCCACAGCAAGUAAUUCGAGUCCCACCUGUACGUAUUGCCCCUCCCGUUUCGAUUAGGCAAGCAAUACCUGCUUUUGCUGCUCCCCCAGCACGCAAGGAAAGUCCUCCUGUACUUAAAAAAGAAGAUUGUCCAGCUUCAACUGCUUCAAAGGAAGAGCCUCCUGCUCCUUCCGCACCCUCACAGCCUACUAAAUCACCACCUGCUGAAGUAGAAGAACAAGCUACAACCACAAUGGCAAACAGUCAGCAAGAAAUUAAGACAUUAGAGAACCUCGAACAACUCCAAAUUUGAUGAGUUGAAUCAUUAGAAAGACCACAUAGGAGAUCGUCGUAUUGUUUUGCAGUAAAGUUAGGUUAUCUCAUCUUGUCCGCAUCUUAUUUUGAGUGUCAACCUUUUUUCUUUUCAUCUUUUUUGCCCUGUUUUGUUCAAACUUGAGUUUAGAGGUGGAAAAGUUGGUAUCAGCAUCCCUGCAGCAGCAAUGCCAUUCAUCAGCAACUGUGUCAACUUAUGUACUUAUAUAUUAGUAUCUUUGGGCAUGUUGUCCUAUCUUCUCCAAGAAUUCUGUUCUGAUUUAUGCAUGCCAUCUUUGCAUCCCAAGAUAGGCUGAUGAGAGCCCCAGGAUGCAUGGAUGUUGUUAAGGUUGUCACCAAGAGUCUCUAGUUAACC